GACGGAAACGCCUUUGCACGUCAGGCUUCUGUUAGCAAGUUUAAGGAAGUGUUCAGUCCGGCGAACCAGCCUCCCGAAGAUAAAGAAUACCGGAAUAAAACCCGAAACAAGAUUAAGAGAAAGUAUGGAACCGAGUAAAGCACUCCAGACGGAAGACAGUGAUGCUCGUGGACCAGAAGAGAAGGCCAGAAGGACGGCAGCAGCAGCAGCAGUUGCGGCCAAGGCGGCUCCCCGCCUGCCUGACAUCCGCCUGGUGGUGCUGGGCUGGAGGUGGCCCGGGAAGAGCCUGACCGGAAACACCAUCAUCGGCCGGGAGGAGUUUCACUUGGAGCGGGCCGCCGAGUUCUGCGUGAAGAGACAGACGGAGGUGCUGGAGCGGCAGGUGACCGUGGUGGACACCCCGGGCUGGUUCUCGGCCCAGGACACGCCCCCCUCCUACAAGGAGGAGUUGGUGAGGGGAGCCUCUCUUUGCCCCCCGGGUCCACACAGCUUCCUGCUCGUCAUCCCCGUCGGCAUGUUCACGGAGGUGGAUCGCGCUCGCAUCGAGGAGCACGUGAGCCUCUUUGGCCAGCGUGUGUGGAAGCACACCAUUGUGGUGUUCACCUGGGCCGAGGUGUUGAAGACCAUUUCCAUCGAGAGGUACAUUCGCAGGGAGGGCAAGGAGCUGCAGUGGGUGCUGGAAAAGUGCAAGCGAAGGUACUUUGUCAUUAACAACGGCAUAUUCGGGGAGGAUCCCCAAGUGGGGCGUUUGCUGGAGAGAGUGGAGAAGAUGGUGGCCGAGGAGGGGGGCUUCUACAACCCAGAGGAGGUGGAGAAGGAGAAGGCAACCCUGGAUGACAACGCGAAUCCAGCCAGAGAGGGACGCGAGCUGGGGGCUCGGCCUAAACAGAAGUCUGUGCUGAGUUUGUCCAAAACCAUGGAGGUGGAGCCGCUUUCCAGUGAGUGAUGCACACAUAUCUGGGCUUCCAACACAGUCCAACCGGAACCUAAAAGAGUUAUGUGUUCAUCUAUUUUUAUUAUAACAGUUAAAGAACCUCUAAAACAGUUUGUAUUCAUGUAACAGAACCUCGCUGUUUUUAUUGUAGAUUAGAAGAACCCUCUUGGCCGAUGGACCAUCACAAUCACAAGAAGAAAAGGGGUGACUGACACUUCUGUGAAUGUAUAAGCCAGUGUGACCUAUUUAUUUUUGUAAUCCGACAUGUUACUGUGUAUUUUAGUUGUGUGCGUUCUUUAGGAUUCUCACUGUGACGAUACCACAGGCCUUAACCACGUAAAUCCACUGUCAAAAGUGUGUACUGACCUGUUCAACUUGGUUCUUCCGAUUUGAAGACCUUCUUGUAAUAACGACGUAAUAACGGGGUUUGGUUCCACGCUGUGGCCGUCACCAAUCUAAAAACCCGACGUGUGCACUCCUCAGUCUCGGCAAAUGGUAACGGCAAACCUGCACUACUGCGCUGUUACUGAUAUUCCGCUAAUGACUGUUGAGGGAAAACGCUUUUUUUUUCUCGACGAUUCCCAUUUGUUGUGACCAAACUGUAAAUUGCUUUUGUCGCGCUGCGAUAUUUGUUACUCUGUUAGCGUACAGUUAUGAACUCGAGGUUAUUGAUUUUGUGUGUUGCCUUAGAAGCAGCGAUCGUUUCCCUUUAAAACAUUAUGUUACGUCUAUGUCACUGUGGCAGAGGGAUAUAUUUAAGGAAAUAAUGCGUUACAAUAAGAAGCUGCAAAUAUGAGCUUUAUUUAGAUAAUUGAUUGGUAGUUUCAGUUUUUUCUUUUAAUUAGAAAGGGAAAUAUACAGUUUUGCUUGAAAGUAAACAGUAAUUAUCUUUCAUAGGGUUUCAUAGUGUUGCCUGGGCUAGGCAGGCUAUUGCAAGUCAUGUUUUUUUGAACUUCAGGGAACUAAUCUGUAUUUCUGCAAACGUUUAAUCGACAGGGACAGUAACUGUUUGCAUGUGCGCCCGCUCUGGCAUUCUGUUACCCGCCAUGAAGCCCGUCGGCCAUCCUCGGCGUCGUUAGAGGCGAAAAAAAAACAGGCUGGAAAAGGACGACCUCAAAUGGGCGCCCCAACACUGCUGGUGUUAAAUUUCUCCUUCCAGGUACGGGCGAUGUGUUGUAGAGAAACAAGAGGGUCACUGGGGAAGCGGUGUCGUCUUUGGACGUCAGCUGCUCUGGACAGAGCCUCCUGUGACGGUUGCCUAUAGGUCACUGUGAUGUUCCACCACCUUAACAAGCUGUCGGGGUUUUUUUUACUUGCUAAAGAUCACAUCCAGAGCCGUCUCCCACAGUGUGGACAAACACCAACGCGUCUGUUGACAUUUAGUGUGAUCCUGAAAUGUGAUACAGGCAAGCGGCUCGCUGCUGACCUGUUGUACACAAGUGCCUGAACUCAGUAUCACUGUUAAAUGAUUUGGUCAUUUUAGUCACAGGUUUGACAAAAACACGUCUUAAAUAACAACUUAAACACUACAGAUGUGGGGCAUUACAGGUUUGAUAUUUAACAUGUUUUCAACGCCCUUAAGUCAGAAAACAGUACGAUUAUAUAAAAACAAUUAUCAAAACACAAAAUAAGAUCAGACGUGUACAAAAACUGUUAUUGAGCACUCAACCUAAAAUACAACCCAUCUUUGUAGCAAAGUUUGUGAUCGAGUUACUGUCAAAGGACGUGUUACUGGAGUUACUCUUUAGGAAUUAAUGAAGGUAACGGAGUCAAUGUCUUCUUCUGUAGCCCUAAAGCGUUGUGUCUUAUUACUAUCGUUAUCUUAUGUCUUAUUGGCCCCCCCUAUUAGCAGUAGAUUUGCUUUCUUACAAAUAAUCUGAUGUUCUUUUCAGCUCAAAUAAAUCUAUAUUUUAAAUUAA
Pungitius pungitius (ninespine stickleback) is the source of this 2853-nucleotide messenger RNA. It is a transcript of the gene gimapl, whose product is annotated as GTPase IMAP family member 4. NCBI's taxonomy places the organism in Eukaryota, Metazoa, Chordata, Actinopteri, Perciformes, Gasterosteidae. The transcript has 2 exons. Bases 125 to 946 code for a protein of 273 amino acids. Gene Ontology annotation, molecular function: GTP binding. The record is from RefSeq and is a predicted model, not a curated record.